This is a messenger RNA of Abrus precatorius (Indian licorice), 2998 nucleotides long. Its product is annotated as spermidine coumaroyl-CoA acyltransferase-like. The record is from RefSeq and is a predicted model, not a curated record. Bases 103 to 1470 code for a protein of 455 amino acids. Lineage: Eukaryota; Viridiplantae; Streptophyta; Magnoliopsida; Fabales; Fabaceae. The transcript has a single exon.
UGUCAAUUGAAAAGAAUUGCAAGAGAUAAAGAACACUUCCUCUCCUCUCUAUUGCUUCUGUGCGGGUAAGAGAAACUCGCAUUUGUAUCCCCUGUUUCUUCCAUGGGAUACGAGAAUGCAAACCUCACCAUUGAAAAGGAUGUUAAAUUCAUCAAACCUUCAAAACCCACUCCUACCACCAUUCUUUCACUCUCUACCAUCGACAAUUUUCUCUCCCCCAAUUUCUUCACCCAAAGCAUCCAUUUAUAUAGAUCCAUAAAUCACAGUUCCAAACUUGAACCUGCACGUGUGAUCAAAGAGGCCCUCUCAAAGGCUCUGUUUUACUAUUACCCUUUUGCAGGAAAGCUAGUAAGACACGCUGAUGGAAAGCUCAGAGUCCAUUGCACCUCCGAUGGAGUUCCAUUCAUAGAAGCUAUUUGUCACUGCGACCUCUCAUCUCUUAAUUACCUAGACGACAAUGAUGUUGAAAUUGGAAAAAACUUAUCGCUUGAUUUUCCUUCUCACGAUGAAUUUGGUAAUCAAUACCCUUUGGUUUUAAUGAUGACGAAAUUUCUAUGUGGGGGUUUUGCAAUUGUUAUUGGUUCUUCACAUGCCAUUGUUGAUGGGAGUGGGAUGGCUCAGUUCUUACGAGCCGUGGCUGAACUUGCAAGUGGAAAAACCGAGCCUUCUCUGAAACCUGUGUGGGAAAGAGAGAGACUAGUAGGCACAAUAACCAGUGAACCGAUGCAAAGCCCAGUAAGCGACGAGGGCUCUAUUGCCGUUUCACCGUUUAUGCCAACCAUGGAUUUUUCACACGAAUGCUCCAAGAUAGACGGUGACAGCAUAAAUAGACUUAAGACGAGUUUGAAGAUAAACAGCGAAGUAAUUACUAAGAUGACAGCGAAAGGGUUUACCACUUUUGAGUCCCUCACUGCGUACAUUUGGAGGGCAAGAGCAAGAGCCUUGAAACUAAGCUACGAUAGGAAAACUAUGCUAAUUAUCGUAGUUAGUGUGAAACCGCACUUACUUGAUCCUUUGCCUGAGGGGUAUUAUGGGAAUAGCCUUGUGCAGUCAUAUGUUGUGCAAACAGUGAGGGAGCUAAAUGAGAAACCGCUGUUAGAGGUUGUGAAGCUGGUGAGAGAGAGCAUAAGGAAUGCUUUUACCAACGAUUAUAUCAGACACUCGAUCAAUACUAUGGAAACGAAAUCGAUGAAACAUGAUUAUGAGAGUGGGGCUGUAACGGUGGUGACAGAUUGGAGACAUUUGGGUUUCUUCGAAAAGGUUGAUUUUGGGUGGAAGGAGAAGCCAGUGAAUAACAUGCCAGUUCCUUGUGACAUGUAUGGAGCUUUGGGUUUGUGUUCCAUCUUGUCUCCAACUAAUUUGGAUCCUUCAAUGAAUGGAGGAGCGAGGGUUUACACAUCCUUGCCUCGUCUUGCCAUGCCCAAAUUCAAGCAGGAGAUGGACAACCUUAGGCAUAUCGAAAAUGCCUAGGCUAGGAUUUUUCCACCUCGGACAAGUUAAGUGCACAUGUAUUAUUUAUAUGUUUCUGUUCUUUUCCAUUUUUAUUAUGUUUGAGUUAUUGCAUUAUCUGUUGGUUGUGUCUUUUGUUUUCAAUUCCCUGCGAGUCUUAAUAGUUCUGGAAAUGUGUUAAUAAAGCUCCUUCUUUAAAGUGCGAAGAAGAAUAUGUGAUGAACCGCUAUUGACGGUGAGCUGUACCUGCAUUGUUAGAAAAUAAACCAAGUUUAUGAAAAUUCAACAUUACCUAUCAAAUAAUUAUAAAGUUAAGAAAUUCAAGUUGGACACUAAAACUUGACAUGUGAAGAUUCAUAAAAAUCUUAGGAGAUAAGAGAUGGUCAAAUAUUAUGGCACUAAUUAGUAAGUGUUUUAAUUUCAAAUUGAAUUUUGAAUAGCUAAGUUUCUUGUCAAACUUAAAUUUUUAUCAUGAAUACUAAGGAAUUAAGCUAUAUAAUUUUAUGUAUUAUUUUAAUCAUUUAGUUUAGCUAUAUAAAAAGCAUAGCAUGAAUUAUGUAUUGUAUAGUGAAAAAUUGAAUGAAUAAAAUUUUGAGUAUCUGUGAAUCUGUGGUAUCAUGCAUUGAGUAACCAAUAUGUUGAGAUUACGACUAUAGUCCUGCAUGAAAAGUUAAAUUUGUAAAAAACACUACUUUUUAAUUUACUGACUCUACCUUAUAAGACGCUCCCAUGCAGGAAAUGCAUCAUAUAAGAAUACUGGUCUAUUAAAGUAACGGUUAAAUUAAAUUAAGGGUGAGGAUUAUUUUUAGCUUUAAAAAAGUGCACGUAAUCUCAUUGUGAAUGUGUUGCAUUGUAGUAGUAACUAUUUCUAGAAUUUACUGUUGAACAAACAUCCAACCAAGAUCAAUAUAUAAGGAUAAGUCUUAACUGUUAUGCUCUAUUGAUUAAUAUCUGGAAAGCAUAAAAAAAUAUAGAGAUUGAUUUACCUUCAAAUAAAUUUAAAAUAAUUUUACAUUCUUUUUGUUACAACAAAUGAGAUUUACGUUCAAUUAACUCAGCAUGGAACACAUUCAAUCUACUAUGUAAGAUAUGGCAUCACCCUUCAUAACAUAUCCAUUUUGCUUUCAGUGCCAACUAUAAUGAGUAUGUAUUCAGUUCUUCAUAUAAAAUAUGGCAGGUCUAAAACUAGCCCUCAAGAGUAUCCUGGGUAUGGUUCUGUUAUACUACAAUUUAAAUGCAGCAAGAAUCAUCAUCUUCACUGAAAUAGCGCCCCUAGUGAUGAUGCCCUGUGUUCCAAGUGCCAAGAAGCCACAAGAAAAACAUUACACAUGGCAGCUGGUGCUGGUGAUUCUUUCAUAGUUGUCCUCUACUUUUUCUGCUUCUCGACUAACAAAAGAAUUUUCAACAUUGUGAUCAUUUUGGGUUGUUUGAGAAGUUUGAUAUGAGCAUAGUACUUAGGACAACUUGACUGGAGUCUUUUAAGUGAAAUUGUACAUUGCCAACAACUGCAAUUCAACAUUAAAUAAAUUGAGAUGGCAAUAGUACCUCA